Molecule: messenger RNA, 1185 nt
Organism: Phycomyces blakesleeanus NRRL 1555(-)
Lineage: Eukaryota; Fungi; Mucoromycota; Mucoromycetes; Mucorales; Phycomycetaceae
Exons: 7
Coding region: 1-1185 (394 amino acids)
Source: RefSeq, a predicted model, not a curated record
AUGCAAUUUACUCAUGAGCUGGGAGCUAUCAGCAGAGGAUCAAACCUCAAUAAGAAGAGUCUUCUUUUUACAGCAGAUAUUUACAUUGGCGUGUUCACAAUUAAUCAGCACAUUAUUCAGCAUUAUCCUCAGAUGAUUGAGCUAUAUGGCCCACCAAGAGCAUAUAGCACACAAUCCGUGGAAAAAGCCAUUGGUGAGUACUCCAGGUUCAUCAAGAGUAACUUCCAAGUCAGCGUCAAUGCUGGAAAAAUCAUGAUCAGACUGGCUCAAUCCCGGCGUGUAGCGGAACUGACAACCGUUGCAAACACAAAAACUCUGCCAGCUAACCUUCUAGUUUACAGUGCAUAUACCAAUGGGUGGCCUUUUAGAGAAGGGGAUGAUCCUGCCAAUGCUGAGUGUGAAAUUGAGUUCUGGGGGCCUUUGAAGAAUUUAACAAUUUUUGAUAGCUUUGAAGAUAGCUCUCAUCUUUCAUUGCUUCUUAAAACGUUUUAUGAUUUGAAGGGGGGAGAAUAUAGUAUGCUUGAGCCUUCUAUAAAGACAAGCUGCAAGGCCUAUCUUAAUGGUUGUGUUAUUGAUGCUGCAUUCAACCAAAGUUCUACAAGAGAUGCAUGUCAUGUUCAUAUGCAGCUACAAGUGGACAUGAACUCCAGAAGAUCCCGCUCUUACCAUCCAGGAUAUAAGCAUUUCUUUGGAAAGGUGGUUAUAUUCUUCCAACAUGUACACAACUCGAAGAGAUGGCCACUAGCUCUCAUAACCAUAUAUAGUGUACAUUUGAAAAAUGGAUUGCCUAUUAUAUCUGUAGUAAUGCUGAAGACUAUAGUGAUUUAUGCCAGUGACAUUGUAGAGUUGGUUGGCUUGGUGCCAUCAAAUGUCAAUGGUAGCCAUUACAUCAUUUGGCCUAGCCUUAAACGUAGCCCAAAAUUGAUACUUGGUGCCUUAAAACAAAGAUUUUCUUGUUUCAACUUGGAUUUGUGGUCAAAAAUGAAGUCACAAAUUCAAAAAAGAUCACCUUUUUCCCAUAGUAGAAAGGAUUUCAUCUGCCAAAGUUUCAAAGUUCUGUUUAUUAUUAAAAGAUAUGAAACAUUUGAGAUACAACAAGAUUUAGUGGCAUUUUCUAUAGCUUGUUUUUUCUUUCCCUUUGCUGUAUAUGCUAUUAAAGUAGCUAGCUGUAUUCCUAACUGCUAG